AGCAGCCUUUGGGCCAGUUUUAAUCAAAACAACCCAUAAAAGUUCCUUUCGUCAAAAACCCAGAAAAGUUCCUGCUGUCGCACUGUCCACCGGUGCGCCGCUGUUACUAGUGGUAGUAAACCACCAUCAACCCACACCGCUCUCUAUUGACAAUGAUCAAAAGCCCUUCCGAGUUGAGUUGAAAGAAGAAAAAAAAAAUUGUUGAAAGUUGAAACCGAUUGAGAUGAAGACAAUAACACUGUUUAAAGCUUAAUCAGAGAAAAGGUAACCGAUUGAGAUGAAACUGCUCUCUGUUUUUUAAAAAGAACACACGCUACUAGAACAGGAUAAUAGUUUCCCCUGAACCACUAUUCUCUGCAUCAUUGUGCUCCUACUAAAUCAGCUUAAGAUGACCUCUCCAGAUACUCAUAUAUUCAUGGAACUUGCAAUACAACAGGCAAAAUUAGCUAUGGAUGCCCUCGAAGUACCUGUUGGUUGUGUAAUUGUUGAGGAUGGCAAGGUGAUAGCCUCAGGAAGGAAUCGAACUACCGAGACACGAAAUGCCACAAGACAUGCAGAAAUGGAAGCUAUAGACGUGCUUCUAGAACAGUGGCAGAAAAAUGGACUUUCAAUGACUGAAGUUGCUAAAAAGUUCUCAAACUGCAGUCUUUAUGUUACCUGCGAACCAUGCAUAAUGUGUGCAUCUGCUUUAUCAAAUUUAGGUAUAAAGGAAGUAUUUUAUGGCUGUUCAAAUGAUAAAUUUGGAGGUUGUGGAUCAAUACUAUCAUUGCAGUUAGGCGACACCGUGUCACCUAAUAAGGGUUUCAAAUGUGCCGGAGGUAUAAUGGCAACAGAAGCUGUCCUUCUCCUGCGAACAUUCUACGAGCAAGGAAAUCCAAAUGCUCCAAAACCUCACAGGCCUCUAGCACAACAAGCAACAACUUGAAUUUAAUCUUUUUUUUUUCCUUUGGGAAGGCAUUUUGUUUAUUUUGCGCGAGUUGGUUUCUGCGGCUUUUCAUCGUCUUUUGUUCACAAAGUGUUGUUAAUGGUUAUAAUUUAUAAUGAAUAUGUCUUGAUUAACAUUCAAAUUAUUGAAAACAAAGACACUUUUCAAUUUUUGUGUAAAUAGUGUUAUAUGUAGUGAAGAUGAAGUGAGAAUUUUCAUUGUUACAUUGUAUAUGCAAUUGGAAGAUUAGUUUGUUGCUAGUUUAUGUUAA
Trifolium pratense (red clover) is the source of this 1196-nucleotide messenger RNA. Its product is annotated as tRNA-specific adenosine deaminase TAD2-like. The record is from RefSeq and is a predicted model, not a curated record. Lineage: Eukaryota; Viridiplantae; Streptophyta; Magnoliopsida; Fabales; Fabaceae. Gene Ontology annotation, molecular function: tRNA-specific adenosine-34 deaminase activity; zinc ion binding. Gene Ontology annotation, biological process: tRNA wobble adenosine to inosine editing. The coding region runs from base 389 to 925 and encodes 178 amino acids. The transcript has 8 exons.